UCUUGUUGCGUCAUGAGCAUGCGACUCUGGGAUACAAAACAAGUCUGGGGUCCAGAAGCAUGGCAGCUGCUGAGGCGGCGGUGCUGUCGUCAUCUUUAGAAACAGACACAGCCCCAGUCCCUGAAACCGCAGGAACAGCUGCAGCCACGGCUGCCACCCCGCCAGUGUCGGCUGCAGCCGCGGCGGUCGCGGCGGCCGCACGGACCAGAUGCGAAGCCAGGGGCUCCAAGGCCGCUCUGGCUACUAAGCUCCUGUCCCUGAGCGGCGUGUUCGCAGUGCACAAGCCCAAAGGGCCCACUUCAGCCGAGCUGCUGAAUCGGCUGAAGGAGAAGCUGCUGGCAGAAGCUGGAAUGCCUUCUCCAGAAUGGACCAAGCGGAAAAAGCAGACUUUGAAAAUUGGGCAUGGAGGGACUCUAGACAGCGCAGCCCGAGGAGUUCUGGUGGUUGGAAUUGGAAGGGGAACAAAAAUGUUGACCAGUAUGUUGUCAGGGUCCAAGAGGUAUAUUGCCAUCGGAGAACUGGGGAAAGCUACUGACACGCUAGAUUCUACAGGGAAAGUAACAGAAGAAAAACCUUAUGAUAAAAUAACUCAAGAAGAUAUUGAAGGCAUUUUACAGAAAUUUACUGGGAAUAUAAUGCAAGUACCUCCCCUCUAUUCUGCAUUAAAGAAGGAUGGACAGAGACUUUCGACUUUGAUGAAGAGAGGUGAAGCAGUAGAAGCAAAACCUGCCAGGCCAGUUACCGUAUACAGUCUCUCCCUUCAAAAAUUCCAGCCUCCAUUUUUCACAUUAGAUGUUGAAUGUGGAGGAGGUUUUUAUAUCAGAAGCUUGGUCAGUGACAUUGGCAAAGAACUCUCUUCCUGUGCCAAUGUACUAGAGCUGACCCGAACCAAACAAGGACCAUUCACACUAGAAGAGCAUGCCCUUCCUGAAGACAAAUGGACAAUUGAUGACAUUGCACAGUCUCUUGAGCAUUGCUCAUCUCUUCUCCCCGCGGAGUUGGCACUUAAAAAAUCGAAACCUGAGGAGUCGAAUGAACAAGUUUUGAGUUGUGAAUAUAUAACUCUAGACGAGACAAAGGGAGAAGAUGCUAUAAUUAAGACAUGUUAAAACUGGGUCAUCACAUUUUGGUUGACAUUUGAAUCCUGUGUGCGGAAUGACAAGCUGUGUCCAAAAGACAAACAACUAUUCCUUUUUUUUUUUUUUUGGCAUGAAGAAAAAUGUCCAUCAUUUACAGUUUCUAUACUGUACAAUUUAACUGCCAUACAUUAUAAAUAGCCUUGAAGUUGUUCAGUUCUUUGCCGUCAUAUGGAAUGUUCUUUUAGGAUGUUAUUAUGUUGUUAGAUUGGAUUCAGGGAAAUCAACUUUCUGAUUUUGAUAUUUCUCCAAAGUUUUUCCUGUGAAAAAGUCGAACACAUUUUCUCAUUGAAGAAAAAUAUGAGCUACCUGUUUCUUUGGUGUCAUAAAAGUGAAUGUAAAUUAGCGUUACUUUGACUUUAUUUUGGCUUCUUGGUGGCUCUGUUGCAUUGAAAUUCUUUAUGUUUGAAAAGGCCAUUAUUUUACCUUCUUAUGUUUACGAUUAUUAACAUUUCUUUGAUAAGGCUGCAUUUAUAUAGUAAUAGCUGUGUUUGUUUAGAUAUUGGACACUAAUAAACUUUUAUAAUAAAUAUUUGUAAUUGAACCAAAUUAUUGCUGCUACCACUAACGGACGUAAAUUGAAGACUAAAUGUUUAAAUUCACCUCUACCAUUAGCACAAAGGACAAUCCAAUGGCUUAUGUUUUGGCAUAUCUUUUCCUGAUAUUAUUAACAUAGUCAACCACCUCGUACGAAGUUACCAAAUAACAUAAUUUUUUAACAGUAACCUAAAGAAUGUAUCUUCAAUUAAAAUUUUUUUCUCUAUUCUUCACUGCUUGUUCAUACCUUUUUAUAGGACAUUAAUCCCCAUGACAUUGUUUUAGUUUGCUCUUUCAAAUGAUAUUUAUAAAUGUUGAGAUAGCUGCCCUGCAUUUCCAGCUAAUUUCUUCUGCUCUAAAUAUUUAAAAAACAGUUAUUCUGAAACAUUUUCGUUCAAAUGGCCUACUGAAAGUUGUCUGUGUAUCUCCAACAUAAUUUUGAAAGCAUAGAAACAUUACAAAAUAGUAAAUUUCAUAUGUAAUGGAUGCUUCAUAUUUUUGUUGUGGGAAAGCAAUAUAUUAUACUGCCAUAGAAAUGUUCAAGUCCUGCUAUAUUUAUUCAAUAUAGUUUCAAAAGUAAGAAUCAUUAAAAAUUUCAUAAAAUA
Pteropus alecto (black flying fox) is the source of this 2278-nucleotide messenger RNA. It is a transcript of the gene TRUB1, whose product is annotated as TruB pseudouridine synthase family member 1. Gene Ontology annotation, cellular component: mitochondrion. Gene Ontology annotation, biological process: mRNA pseudouridine synthesis; tRNA modification. The transcript has 8 exons. The coding region runs from base 60 to 1109 and encodes 349 amino acids. The record is from RefSeq and is a predicted model, not a curated record. Gene Ontology annotation, molecular function: RNA binding; pseudouridine synthase activity. Lineage: Eukaryota; Metazoa; Chordata; Mammalia; Chiroptera; Pteropodidae.